GAAUUAAUCUCAGCCUCCAACAUGGUGUACAAGAUUGCAGCUAUCAAGGACUAUAAAGGCACAAUAGCGUUACCCACCGGGUGAGUAUGUAAAAGCAAAUAUUGUGAAUUCGAGGCGUCUUAAAAUCCCGAAAAGAUGAUAGCCAGGACUCUGCCCGGAGAAGGGAAAUACACUUUCAUAACCUCGACUCCUUUUUACUCGGCAAAAGAGAGACAGGAGACGAAGACCCUAGUGCGAAGACAUGUGAUGCGUCCAUUCAUGAAACAAAAUCGACCAAAAAGGGCAAAUGGUGUGAAAAACAUUGCGCCAAGGUCUUUUGGUGGUGCGUCAUCACUCCAGAUAUCCAUCCCACACGCGAAUAGAGAGGAGGUAGACACAGAAGCAGAAGCAGAAUUAAAAAGCGAGGGACCAAUGGGCUUGCAAACCAAUUCGAUGAUUCUACUGGGUAAUGGCCGUGUGAAUCCCUUUCAAGCAUGGCCUGUUAAGAUGGACACUCAAGAGCAUGAGUUGGUGCAUCACAUCUGGGAUCCAUCACAGUGCUUCCAGCCAUUCAGAGACUUCUGGUUUCCGCUUGGUACAAACGAUUCCGCGGCAAUGCACUUGAUGUUGGCUAAUGUUGCCCUACAUCUUAAUGCCCUUAAAGGAAACCGAGACGAGGAUCGUGAUUCAAUGAAAUAUCAUUUCUCAGCUAUUAGAUCCGUAAAUCGGAGAUUAGCACAUUUCGAGGUGGAAAAUUCAGAUGGAAUUCUGGGAGCUAUACUUGGCUUUAUGUGUCACGAUCAUCUUCUCUCUAAUUCGGAGAGGUGGAAGAUCCACCAGGCUGGCUUUUAUAAAAUAUUGGGGUUGAGAAGCGGACUAUCAAGUAUCGACAAUAUCCCACCAAUACGACUUUCUCUGUUCUGGAUCGAACAUAAUAUGUCUAGUGACUUAGACCUUGUGCCUCUUUCUCCUCCGCCUGUUCAAUAUCUUAGGAAUCCUUAUCUUCCAAGGUAUCAGGCUGAAGGCGAAGCUUAUUUUGUUAGCAUCUGUGAGCACUCUAAUAUCUCAUCUUUUCUUUCUGUGGGUAUUCUCGAUAUCAUGAAGCAGUUGAGUAUCCUCACAAUCACGAUAUCUCGUGAGAAUGAAAAGAGAAGCCUAUCAGAGGAUGCACAAUUUCUUUGGGGUGACCAGAACUUUGCUGGUAUGUGUGUCUAUCCGAUCUUGUCGAGACUUUUAACUACACAAAAAGAGAUAAAGCAUGAGAUCGAAGAGUUGUGUAGGAUUGGUGGGCUGCUCUUCAUAGCGCAAACAAGAAGAUGGUUCGGCGUUGCGCCCGUAGUAUCUAAGGUGUUUAUCGCUAAGCUGCGUCGACUACUGGAGAGCGAUGGCGACAUAUGGAAUGCAAAGGUGAAGAGUCUAAGAGUAUGGACUCUUGUCAUGGCUGGCUGUGCAGCAACUACUGAGGAUGAGAAAGUUUGGAUAGCUGAAACCCUUAGACGGGAUGUCAUCAACUGGUCUGAGUUGGAGAACGUGAAGAACAUGUGGUGGAUAGAUGAAAUCCUUCAGGUUGGAAUGUUAGAUAUUGAGGCAGCCUUUUAUUCGCGCCAGGAUAUUAAGUAAUUAUCGAAAGAAGUCUAUCAUUUUCACCCACGCGAAGCAGAAAUUCCAAUCAACAAGAAAAGUUCACGUCUCACAUAAUAAUUUCUAAGCCGCGCACGAAAUACGUAGAACAGGAUUGUUGAUAGAAAAAUGCAUGUUGAAUCUCGAAAA
Molecule: messenger RNA, 1749 nt
Organism: Botrytis porri
Lineage: Eukaryota; Fungi; Ascomycota; Leotiomycetes; Helotiales; Sclerotiniaceae
Exons: 4
Coding region: 136-1599 (487 amino acids)
Source: RefSeq, a predicted model, not a curated record